AUGAAAAUGAAUUUGAUUUAAAAUGAAAAACUGCGAAUAUUUCUAACUUUAGGCUUAAAAUUGGAAUAAGGCUAAUUUAUGCAUAAUCAUUUACUUGAAAGAAUGAAUCAUACAGCAAAGGUAUAUUAAAUCCUUGAAAAUAGGAAUAAAUUGCAGUCUUUAUUUAUAGUUAGUGGUAGAGGUAAUGGGAUAAAAAUCGAAUCAAAUGAGAUGGCUUCCUAUCUUUAAUCUAAGAUAAAAAAAAAUAGUACAAUUCUUUAAGAAAAUAAAUCAAUGAAUACAGCCGAAAAUUUAAUUUUCUCUUACUUUUUAUUAUGGAAACUUUACAACAAGUAGUAAUCAAUUAGAGACUUUGAGAUGCACAUAGUGACUUCUGAUUAUCAUAUAGAAAGAACAUAAAUACUUUACUACACUUUUAGGCCUAAUUUUUAGAAAGCAUUCUCACAAAUAAAUUUAGAAAAUAUAUAUUUUCAUCCAUCCCCAACAUAGAUGCAGAAAGAAAUAAUCAACUAUAGAUUCAUAAUUAACUAAAUUUAAUAGUAUACAAAUCCUGCUUUAAUAAAUUGGAAAUAAUUCGCUAAGGAGAGAUAAUUUGAAAAUUAAGAUUUAGAUUUGAUUGAAGAAUUUUCAAGCUAUUUAAUAAAAUGA
This is a messenger RNA of Tetrahymena thermophila SB210, 648 nucleotides long. RefSeq lists its product as hypothetical. Gene Ontology annotation, cellular component: plasma membrane. The transcript has a single exon. Lineage: Eukaryota; Ciliophora; Oligohymenophorea; Hymenostomatida; Tetrahymenidae. The record is from RefSeq and is a predicted model, not a curated record.